Drosophila erecta is the source of this 2269-nucleotide messenger RNA. RefSeq names its product AT-rich interactive domain-containing protein 1A. NCBI's taxonomy places the organism in Eukaryota, Metazoa, Arthropoda, Insecta, Diptera, Drosophilidae. The transcript is spliced from 2 exons. The coding region runs from base 205 to 2184 and encodes 659 amino acids. The record is from RefSeq and is a predicted model, not a curated record.
AUUCAGUGAAACGAUUUUCAGGUGAAUCAAACUCCGAUUACCAGUGCAAUCCACCAGAACAUCGCGCUCCAUAGAGGAAACAUACAUAGUUCCCAAACGAGGAAAAUUACAAAAGACUGCUUCGGGGAACCAAGUUGGCAGAGGGUUCUGGACUAUAAAAGCGCUGCCCAUUGGCAAACGGAAGUUAGUGAGCGGAAGAAGAACAUGGAUAUGCAAGCACAGGCCUUGAAGCUGAUCUUCCUUGGGACAUGCCUGGCCAUUGGGCUAUCGGUGAUGCCAGGAGCAAGUGCAGCCGGACAUGAAGUCAGCCCAGCUUCCGGGGAUGUUCUGCAUCGCAGCAAACGCACCAUGACUACCAUCUGCGUGGAGAUCAGGCCAAGUAGUCCGCAGGAUGAGCCGUAUUAUAUGUGCCGUGGAGCCAACUUUGGUGGCGACAGCAGCCAGCAAAGUUGUGUGGAGGUCAGAAACCAAGGUGGCCAGGGGGAGCCAUUCUACAUGUGCCGUGGAGCGGAUUCCCCAGUACCAGGAGCUGAGAACCAGCCCUCCAUGGAGCACAUGCCUCUGUUAAACCCUCAACCCGCUGUACACCACGAUGCCGGUCACAACUUUCCCGUGUUUCCCGCCUUUGAGGGCGGGUCAUAUCCCCAUCCCCAGCAGGCAGUUACAGAAGAUCCCACACGCAUUCACCAAGUCCAGCCAGCGGGUCCGACGCCAUACCAGGAGCAGCCCCACCACCGGCCUGUUCCUCAGCAGCACCAGCCCCACGCCCAGUACGGAUUCUACGGAGGCCCCAUGGCAGCCCCUCCAACUGCACCUCCAGCGCAGUCAGCUGGCGUGCCGGAAUUUCAUCACCCAACUGUGGGCAGCCCGCCAGCAGCUCCACCAGGAGUUCCAGCUGGCCCAGGCCCAGCGUCCACGGCCCCUUCGUAUGAUCCUGCAGCAUUUGCGAGGUCACCAAGUCGCCCCAAAGAGAACGAAGUAGCCGGGAGCGGCAGGCAUCGAUUCGCUUUCGACGACGAUGUACUGGCCGUGCCGGAUGUGGCAUUCAGACGAGAGGAGCUCCAACAGCAGUACCGCAGGCCAGUGAGUCAGCAGCGACCCCAAGACCAGUUGAUGUGGGUGCCGCUGUCGCAGACGCAGGAUCCCGAGAACGAUCCGGUUAUGAAGGCGUUCUACAGCAGUCUAGGAGACGAAAGACACUCCGCACAGGAAGCACCGGUGGGCAACCAGGAUGAGCCCAUGGUGGGACAAAUGGGACCCGGCUACAGCCCAUACCCAGAGGCUCCUGCUCCACCGACCCUGCCGCCACCACCUCCGACCUAUUCCCAAGCCAAUGAGUCCCCCGCUUCCAACCCAUACUGCAAUGGAUGUUCUGCCACAGCACCACCCAUCCAAUGUCCCACGCCACUGGACAACGGCAUGAGCUACAGCACCAACUGUCCGAGUUUCCAGCCGGUCAUCAUAAGCAUGCCCUGCUACGCACAACGGCCACCGACUCCCUACUUUGGACUGCCCAGAGCACCAGCACCAUUGGCGCCCGCAGGUGGCUUUGGUGGUGGAUUCGGGUUGGGAGCCCAGCUGGGAAGUGCUUUUGGCAUGAGUCCUCAGAUGGGUGGACAGGGAUACGAUAUGGAGCACCAGGUGGGUGGCCCCUUCGGCAUGGGUAUGCAGCUUGGAAUGGGAAUGAGCCCAUUCGGACCUUUCGGAGCCCUGAACCCUUUCAAUCCAUUCAACAGAAUUCUGGGAGCACCAGCUCCCAAUCCGCCAGCACAAAAUGGUCAAUUUUUCCAGCGUGUGUUCAAAUUCAACCAGGACGCUGCCACAGUCUCGACCACAGAAGCUGCUCCAUCCACAGAAGCCCAAUCGGAAAGAGGCGGAAAGCUGAACUUUUCCAGCAGCACUCCGGCGACGCCCAGCUCAGAGCAGCCAGAUCCCAUUGUGGGUGAAGACCUGGCGAGUGAGGAGGAUGAGGACUCUGCUGAAGCCAUUGACAAGGAGGAUGAGCCGGCGGUGACCACACCGCUCCCAGCCUCCGAGGCUGAUGAUUCCGCUGACGCUUCCGGAGUCCCGGCCAUCGUGAGCAAGGCGACGGAUCUUCUCAAGCCGACGGACAAACGGAAGCGACACCGCCAGCGUUCCAGCGGACGUAGCCCCCAAAAGCACAGAUACCUGCAGCAGUUGUAGUCCCAAGAUCUGCGAAUGGUUCGCUCAAACCAAAUAAAGAUUUACUUAUAAUGUCAGAGGAGUAGAUUUAUUACCAGGCAGGUAU